Drosophila suzukii is the source of this 1058-nucleotide messenger RNA. RefSeq names its product gamma Soluble NSF attachment protein 1 (gene gammaSnap1). NCBI's taxonomy places the organism in Eukaryota, Metazoa, Arthropoda, Insecta, Diptera, Drosophilidae. Gene Ontology annotation, cellular component: vacuolar membrane; SNARE complex. Gene Ontology annotation, molecular function: syntaxin binding; soluble NSF attachment protein activity. The record is from RefSeq and is a predicted model, not a curated record. Gene Ontology annotation, biological process: intracellular protein transport.
CGCCUCCGGUCACACUAUUUUCAAAACGUAAACAAUAAUUGAUUUUUCCUACAAAACAAAAGUUAUUGAAAAUGUCUGGAGUAGCUGCUAAAAAGAUUGCCGAAGCGGAGAAUCUAGUAAAGCAGGCCGAGAAGAGCUUGAAAUUGUCUAUGUUGAAAUGGGUACCUGAUUACGAUAGUGCUGCCGAUGAGUACUCCAAAGCGGCCACUGCAUAUCGAAUAGCCAAAAGCUAUGAUAAGAGCAAGGAAUGUUUUCUGAAGGCCAUCGACUGCUAUAAGAACAACAAAGCCUGGUUCCAUGCUGCAAAGGCUUACGAGCAGAUUAUUCUGCUGUCUAAAGAUGCUGACAAAUUGCACGAAGUUGAGGAGUACGCCAACAAGUCUGCUAAUUUGUAUCAGCAGCAUGGCUCUCCAGAAGCAGCGGCGUCCGCAUUGGAUAAGGCCGCAAAAUUAACUGAAUCCAAGCAUCCUGACAUGGCACUUAGAUUCUACCAACACGCUCUGGAAGUUAUAAUGAUUGAGGAUUCCGUCCGUCAAGCAGCUGAGUUUGCAUCGAAAGUUUCAAGAAUACUGGUGAAACUUAGGAGGUACGAAGAGGCCACAAACGCGCUCAAAAAAGAAAUAAGCCUCAAUCAGCAAACGGAAUCCUAUGGGCAAAUUGGGCGGCUAGUUGUAGCCUUGGUAAUGGUGCAAUUAGCACGCGGUGAUUCUGUGGAAGCCGAAAAGACGUUCAGAGAAUGGGGAAACUGCUGUGAGCCAGAAGAAGUGGCCACAUUGCAAACACUAUUGCAAGCCUUUGAUGACGAGGACCCAGAAUUAGCUGCCAGGAUGCUGGCAUCUCCAUUUAUCCGACACAUGGAUGUUGAGUAUGCAAUUCUAUCCAAAAACAUUCCAUUACCUCAAGGAAUACAGCUAGAGAAGAAAGCCGUGGAUAAUGCUGGAGUCGAAACCAAUGACGCCGAGGACGAAGGGGGUCUAUGCUAAAUACAUUAAAGUUUUUCGGUCUGCUUGUUAGUCAAAAUAUAUUUAUCGUUAAUAAUAACGCUUUUAAUAUUUAAA